UUUAUACAAUCACAAUCAUACAAAUUGAAAAUUCCUAUUUACAUUAUUUACAAGUUACCGAGUAGAUAGAUUGGCGUAAUCUCCUCAAUUUUUUCAAUUUAAAGCAGCUAAACAAUGAUAUUGAAAUCUUUUGGAUGUCAGCCAAUGUGCAUGAUACGCUGUUUUAGUGAAGCAAUUGAAGUUAGUAAAAUUAAACGAAAACAUAUUCGGAAUGUCAACUAUUACAUGCCUUUACUUUCGGAAGCAAGACGAGAGUCUAUUAAAAAAAUUGUUUCUAUACAAAUGUCUGGUCAUUAUUUGAGUUGUACCACUAUACUUCGAGAUGGCAAUAUUCUUAAAGAUUGGAAGGUACUUAAUAUGCCAGAAGAGAUGAACAAAUUUAAUUUAGAUGAUGUCUACAAUUCUGUUGCUGCACUUAUGAAAGAUAUACCUGAAAGUGAUAUUUACCUAAUUGAAAACCAUGUGAAAAUGCCAAACAAUGUGAAUGUUGCUGGUGCUAAUUUAUUUUAUGUUAAGUUACAAACACUUGCUAUGUUAAUUGCUCUUAUCAACAACAGCCAAGCUAUGAACACUUCUUCAGAUAAUACUCAAGAAUCUAUGAACAAAGUGGUACUAAUGAAAGCACGUUUACAUGCCAGACUAUUUCGAAUUAUUAUUGGUACAGAAAUCAUUUCAUCACAAGAUAUAACUGAAAUGAUGCUAAAAGGCAUCUUUCCUGAAUAUAUUACUCCUGUUGUUCCUGCAAUUGAUGCUAUUUUAACUUAUAGAUCAAUGAAAGAACCAAUUAUAAAAGAACUUAUGUCCAAUGGUCUUAUGUUAGCAAUGACUUUUGUAGAUCUAGUAUUAAAUUCAAAUCCAAAAAGCAUACAAGCGCUUAAUGAAAGUUCUAAGAGAAAAUUAAAAACCACAAAAAAGUUAUAAUGUUAAUUCUAUGUUAGUGAUCAUUUAAUGAAAAUAAAAAU
Molecule: messenger RNA, 962 nt
Organism: Melanaphis sacchari
Lineage: Eukaryota; Metazoa; Arthropoda; Insecta; Hemiptera; Aphididae
Exons: 5
Coding region: 115-921 (268 amino acids)
Biological process (GO): transcription elongation by mitochondrial RNA polymerase; mitochondrial transcription
Cellular component (GO): mitochondrial nucleoid
Molecular function (GO): DNA polymerase processivity factor activity
Source: RefSeq, a predicted model, not a curated record